Molecule: messenger RNA, 930 nt
Organism: Sorex fumeus (smoky shrew)
Lineage: Eukaryota; Metazoa; Chordata; Mammalia; Eulipotyphla; Soricidae
Gene: TRIM44
Product: tripartite motif containing 44
Exons: 5
Coding region: 1-930 (309 amino acids)
Molecular function (GO): zinc ion binding
Source: RefSeq, a predicted model, not a curated record
AUGGCCGCGGCCGUCGAGGAGCUGCCGCCGCACGACGGCACGUGUGACGAGUGCGAGCCCGACGAGGCGCCGGGCGCCGAGCGGGUGUGCGGGGCGUGCGGCUUCUGCUACUGCGGCCGCGACGCCGAGGCGCACGGGCGCCGCUUCCCCGCGCACCCGCUGGCCGACUACCGCGCCCCGGGAGCCCGCCGGGCCCAGCCCCGGGAGGAGCCGGACUUGGAGGAGGAUGAGGAGGAAGAGAGUGAGGCCGGCGAUGACGACGGCGGCGGAGGCAGCCACGACGGCGAGGAGGACGAGGAGGAGGAGGACGAGGCUGAGGAGGAGGAGGACGAGGAGGGAGGGCGGCGGGGCCAAGGGCAAGCGGUGGCCAACGGGGACACGGAAGGCCGGAAGGAGAGCCCCUUGGACCCGGAAAUCGACGUGGAGGCCGAGAGAGUGGCCCGGAGGAAGUGCUCCGAGCACGAGCUCGACCUGAGCGCCUACUGCCGGCAGGACCAGCAGCUCAUCUGCAUCCUGUGCCCCGUGGUCGGGGCGCACCAGGGCCACCGGCUCGCCACCCUCAAUGAGGCCCUGGAAGAGCUGCGAAGCAAAGAUUCAGGCAAACUGAAAGCAGCUAUGAUAGAAUUGGUCGAAAGAUUGAAGUACAAGAGCUCAGACCCCAAAGUGUCUCGAGACCAGAUGAAGGUAUUUAUACAGCAGGAAUUUAACAAAGUUCAGAAAAUAGUUGCUACUGAGGAGCAGAGGACUCUUCAUCUAGUGGACAUACAGGAAGCAAUGGCCACAGCUCAUGUUACUGAGAUCCUGGCUGACAUUCAAUCUCACAUGAAUAGGCUGAUGACCCAGAUGGCCAAAGUCAAGGAACAACAAAAUACCUCUAAUAAAGCAGCUGAGCCAAAGGCAGAGGGUGAUGAGGAAGAACUCAGGCAUUGA